Messenger RNA from Aspergillus japonicus CBS 114.51, 742 nucleotides. RefSeq names its product DUF952 domain-containing protein. The record is from RefSeq and is a predicted model, not a curated record. The coding region runs from base 94 to 495 and encodes 133 amino acids. The transcript has 2 exons. Lineage: Eukaryota; Fungi; Ascomycota; Eurotiomycetes; Eurotiales; Aspergillaceae.
CAAUAUCCCGCUCCAUUCAUUUCUGUCGCAUCUGCAUUAUCCAUUUCCCAUACCCUUCCCAAAUCGCAGACCAGAGGAACCACCCGAGCAAGAAUGGCAGACGCACCCCCCUUCUUCAUCUACAAGCUCGUCCCCUCCACGGCGCCGGUGCGCGAACCCCUCCCGGACCGGCUCCCCAUCAGCGAGCUCGACAACCAAUCCGGCUUCAUCCACCUCUCCACCGCCUUCCAGGUCCCCAACACCCUCAAGCUCUUCUUCAAGGAUGAGCCUUUAGUGUAUGUGCUGCGCAUCCGCUACGAUCGGGUCGAGAACGACAUCAAGUGGGAGAAUCCCGAGGGGACGGUGUGCGGGCCCCGACCGACGGAAGGGUUGUUUCCUCAUCUGUACAAUGGGCUCAAACUGGGCAAGGACGAGGUCGAGAGUAUAUCGAUCUGGACGAAUGAGGAUGGCUGGGAUAAGGCGCUGACGCAGGCGAAGCCUUGGUUGCUGUAUUGAUUUCUCGGUUGAUUGUUCUGCCGGAAGGAUGGAUGGGAUGUAAUCAUUAUUCUCUGCCCCGUUGAAGGGGGCGGGGAUGUAGGGACCCGGGGUCUUUCAUUCAAGUCAUGUACAGCAGGAAAAUGAGUGUGAGAGAGAAGGGGGGAGGGGGAUUGUCAGGUAUUCUCUUGAAAUGCUGUGUUGAUGCAUAAUUCAUCGUGCGUCGUUAACCAGUUUUGUUGAGUUAUGAUCUAAUACUUUAUCGCUG